AGGUAGUGGGAGAAGCAGUGUGGCGCAGAUGCGCGUAAACGAUCGAACGUGUAGCAUCUCGAGACGUUUGGUGCCUCUCGCAGCUUGCUGCUAGGAAGUCCUGCUUAGAAACUACUGGUGUCUUAAAACGUUUGAGUGAAACGUCAUUCUCCGGAGACUCGUCCAGCUUUCAUCCAGCCGGAUAUGAGACAAUUCCCGACCAGGGAAACAAUCUAUAGCAUAUUCCAUUAAAUUACUUAACACGACCUCCUGAAAUUCCUUCUUCAUAAUGCCGUUCACGGCGGACGCGGCGGCGACUCAGAUACAGGAACGCCUAAAGAACAUUUACAAUCUCGUGCACGAGAUUGAGAGUCAACGAGUCCGGUCCGAGCACAACCUAAACAAUAUCAUGAAGACUCAUGAGAAGGUCACACCGGACGACAAAGUCUCUCCUUACUAUCAGCAAAAGUUAAAAAAUUUGUACAAUGCCGCGGUGACUGAUACCCAGCAGGAAGAAGAGAUUUUGCGCAAGGCUCUUGGUAAGAUUAACGAGAUACGCACGAUACGAAAUGAACGACGCAUACAAGCACGUCAAGCCGGCAAUAAGGAGACUAUCAGACGCGGAGCACUGAUGAAGAUGCUGCUGAGCACCGCGCAGACCCUACCCCUCUACGUGGGAAAGACACCGGGCGCCAAACCACCACCACUGUGCGGUGCGAUACCCGCCGAGCCUACUUACAUCGCGAAGAUGGGCGACAUGGUAGCCGCAUUAGUGAAAGGCAACGAAGAAGGAGAGAACUGGAUACUCGCGGAGGUCGUGCAAUUUAUUGUCGCGACGAAUAAAUACGAGGUGGACGAUAUUGACGAGGAGCAAAAGGAUCGCCACACGUUGUCACGGAGACGAGUGGUACCAUUGCCACUGAUGAGGGCCAAUCCUGAGACCGAUCCGCACGCCUUGUUCCCGAAAGGAUCCACAGUGAUGGCGCUCUACCCGCAAACUACUUGCUUUUACAAGGCGAUUGUGCAACGUCAACCAAGUACUGCCACGGAAGAGUACCUAAUUCUGUUCGAAGAUGCUGCUUACGAGACUGGCUAUUCACCUCCAUUGAGUAUAGCGCAGCGUUAUGUGAUUUCCAUCAAAGAGAGCAAAAAAAAUAAAAGUCAAUCCUCCAGGAAGAAACAAUGUAUAUGAAAGAAAUUAUUCUAAAAAAGGU
Trachymyrmex cornetzi is the source of this 1193-nucleotide messenger RNA. RefSeq names its product SAGA-associated factor 29 (gene Sgf29). The record is from RefSeq and is a predicted model, not a curated record. Gene Ontology annotation, cellular component: SAGA complex. NCBI's taxonomy places the organism in Eukaryota, Metazoa, Arthropoda, Insecta, Hymenoptera, Formicidae. Bases 269 to 1171 code for a protein of 300 amino acids. The transcript is spliced from 3 exons.